AUGACUGUAUGGAACGGCACAACCAUGCAGAAGUGUGAUUUUCACUUGUGUCUUUCUGUCUACAUCAUCACCUUCAUCACCGGCUUCCCAGCCAACAUCCUGGCCUUCUACACAUUCAGCCGCAAGGUUUGGAAGAAGCCGACCCCCAUCGACAUCCUCCUCCUCAACCUCACCAUCUCAGACCUGCUCUUCCUCAUCUUCUUACCCUUUAAGAUGCAAGAAGUGGCCAAUAAUAUGAUCUGGAGUAUAACAUACGACCUGUGUCCACUGUCUGGCUUUGUGUUCUACAUGACUAUCUACAACAGCACCUUCUUCCUGACUGCGGUAAGCGUGGAGCGCUACCUUGGAGUGGCCUUCCCCAUCCAACACUCCUUGAGGAGAAGACCAAUUUACGCCGUGCUGGCCAGCAUCUUCAUUUGGAUGUUUUCGGUUCUCCACCUGAGCAUCGUGUACAUCAUGCCCUACUACAACCCAUCUGGAAUGGCACCUGUACAACGGAACAUCUGCUAUGAUGAAUUCUCCGAUGCUCAGCUUGAGAUACUCCUACCUGUACGUCUGGAGCUAUGUGUGGUUCUCUUCUGCGUUCCUUUUCUUAUUUGCAGCUUCUGCUACAUAAACUUCAUUCGCAUACUCUUGAGGCUGCCAAAUAUUGGCCGGCGGAGGAGGUUGAGGGCAAUUGGUCUGGCUUUGGGCACACUUUUGGUGUUUGCACUUUGUUUUGGACCCUAUAAUGUCUCCCAUGUGGUUGGCUUCGUUACCAAGCAAAGCCCAAGGUGGAGGGACAAAGCCCUGCUUCUCAGCACGUUCAAUGCCUGCUUGGACCCGCUUAUUUUUUACUUCACUUCAGCAGCGGUGAGGAAUGCCCUGGGCACAAUGGCAAGGGGCAUUUGGAGCAGAUGUUGGUGCCACUGGAGUUUUAAAAAGGAACCUCCUGAAACAGAGAAAAGCAGCCUUCCAAAACCACAAGAGACAAACGCCCUUUGA
Messenger RNA from Myxocyprinus asiaticus (Chinese sucker), 984 nucleotides. RefSeq names its product free fatty acid receptor 2-like. Gene Ontology annotation, cellular component: plasma membrane. Gene Ontology annotation, biological process: cellular response to fatty acid; G protein-coupled receptor signaling pathway. The coding region runs from base 1 to 984 and encodes 327 amino acids. Gene Ontology annotation, molecular function: G protein-coupled receptor activity. NCBI's taxonomy places the organism in Eukaryota, Metazoa, Chordata, Actinopteri, Cypriniformes, Catostomidae. The transcript has a single exon. The record is from RefSeq and is a predicted model, not a curated record.